Messenger RNA from Emys orbicularis (European pond turtle), 3441 nucleotides. It is a transcript of the gene LNPEP, whose product is annotated as leucyl and cystinyl aminopeptidase. Gene Ontology annotation, cellular component: cytoplasm; plasma membrane. The transcript is spliced from 18 exons. The record is from RefSeq and is a predicted model, not a curated record. Gene Ontology annotation, molecular function: metalloaminopeptidase activity; zinc ion binding; peptide binding. NCBI's taxonomy places the organism in Eukaryota, Metazoa, Chordata, Testudines, Emydidae. Gene Ontology annotation, biological process: peptide catabolic process; regulation of blood pressure; signal transduction. The coding region runs from base 364 to 3441 and encodes 1025 amino acids.
GCGAGGGCUCGGCUCGGAGCAGCAGAGAGGCCAGAGCAGAAAAUGGUCGUUUGGGGCUUGGCGCAAAGGCGAAGCUGCUAGGAAGAGCCGAGCCGGAGCCCCGUGCAAGGGGGGGGGGGAGCUCCCCGCGCCGCGCAGCCUGCUUAGCCUCCCCAGCCUCCCCGUCCAGCCAGCGGGGCUGCAGCACUUCAGCUGCCGGCCGCAGUGACUCGUGCAUGACCCACAGCAGUAGGACUGAGCGGAGCGCCCGCCCCGGCAGUAUGCAGCAGGACUGAGGAGGCGCAGCCAGGCAGCCGCUACUGUUCUGUGUCUCUUCGCUUCCUCCGUGCCUGGGCUCUGCCGGCUGAGGGAUCCCGCAGGAAAAUGGAGCCGUUCCCCCACGAUCGAAUUCAGUUGCCCAGGAAUAUGAUUGAAAACAGCAUGUUUGAGGAAGAACCUGAUGUGGUUGACUUGGCAAAGGAGCCUUGCUUGCAUCCAUUGGAGCCUGAUGAAGUGGAAUAUGAGCCAAGAAGUUCCCGACUACUGGUGCGUGGCCUUGGAGAGAAUGAAAUGGAUGAGGAUGAAGAGGAUUAUGAAUCAUCAGCGAAAUUGCUGGGCAUGUCCUUCAUGAACAGAAGCACAGGUCUCCGUAGUAAUGCAUCUGGCUAUAGUCAGAGCUCAGAUGGAUCAUGCUCAGUGCCCUCUUUAAGGACCAUGGUGGUUUGUGCAGUUGUUCUUCUGAUUGCAGUUUCAGUAAUAAUGGUGAUCUACCUUCUUCCCAAAUGUACCUUUACCAAAGAAGGCUGCCAUAAAAAGAACCAUACAAUGGAACUGAUAUAUCCUCUAGCAACUAAUGGAAAGAGAUUUCCAUGGGCAAAAAACAGGCUUCCCAGUAAUGUUGUACCACUACACUAUGAUCUCAUCUUGCAGCCAAACCUAACAACUACAAAGUUUGCAGGUUCUGUACAGAUAACUGUUAAUGUCAUCCAGGUGACUUGGAAUAUCAUACUUCAUAGCUCAGGACUUAAUAUCACCAAGGCAACUCUGACUUCAGCAGGUUGGAAUCAGGCAAAACCAGUUGAAGUCCUGGAAUAUCCAGUGCGUGAUCAGAUUGCAGUUGUGGCCCCUGAUGCUCUACUUGUUGGGCAGAACUACACCCUCAGCAUAGACUAUUCAUCUAAUUUAUCAGAUACCUAUUAUGGGUUUUACAAAGUCUCCUACAAGGAUGAACAUGCUAAGAAAAGAUGGCUUGCAGCAACUCAGUUUGAGCCUCUGGCUGCAAGGUCUGCCUUUCCCUGCUUUGAUGAACCAGCAUUUAAAGCCACUUUUCUAAUUAAGAUCAAGAGAGAUGAACAGCACUCCACUCUGUCAAAUAUGCCAAAGAAUGUAACCAUCCCUGUGGCAGCUGGAAUAGUUCAAGAUGAGUUCUCUGUGAGUUUGAAGAUGAGUACUUACCUGGUAGCGUUCAUUGUUGCAAAUCUGAAGAAUAUCAGUAAGGAGACUAAUAGGACUCUGGUAUCUAUAUAUGCCCUGCCACAGAAGCUAGGCCAAGUUGAGCAUGCCCUAGACACAGCAGUGAAGCUCCUGGAGUUUUAUCAGAAGUAUUUUCAUAUAGAGUAUCCUCUUCAAAAAUUAGAUUUGGUAGCUAUUCCUGAUUUCCAGGCAGGCGCUAUGGAAAACUGGGGUUUAAUCACCUUUAGAGAGACAACACUCCUUUAUGAUGAUAAAACGUCUUCAGCAAUGGAUAAAAAGCUGGUAACUGCAGUAAUAGCUCAUGAGCUGGCUCAUCAGUGGUUUGGUAAUCUAGUAACUAUGGAAUGGUGGAAUGAUCUUUGGCUGAAUGAAGGAUUUGCCACUUUUAUGGAAUACAUUGCCAUGGAAAGAACUUUCCCAGAGCUGCAGACUGAUGAAGAAUUCCUGAAACUACGAUUCAAGACUAUGAUGAAAGACUCCUUAAAUGCCUCACGUCCAAUCUCCUCUGCUGUCCAGUCUUCAGAGCAGAUUGAAGAAAUGUUUGAUACGCUUUCCUAUAUCAAGGGAGCUUCCCUUUUGUUGAUGCUGAAAAAGUAUAUCAAACAUGAUAGUUUUCAAGCUGGGAUUGAGAAUUACUUGCAUAAUCACAGCUACGGAUCCACCCGGAGCGAUGAUUUAUGGGAUAGCAUGAAUGAGAUCACAAAUGGAACACUAGAUGUAAAAAAACUGAUGAAAACCUGGAUUCUGCAGAAAGGAUUUCCCUUAGUAACUGUUAAAAGAAAAGGAAAGAGUCUCUAUGUCCAGCAGGAGAGAUUCUUGCGCAGUGUGGAAUCAGAAAAUUGGACGUCAGAUGCAAGUUAUCUGUGGCAUAUUCCUCUCUCCUACACUACUAGCAGUUGCAGCUCUUUCUUCUGUCCUUAUGCAUAUUUACUGGACCAGAAGUCAGCUACCAUUGAACUUCAGGAGGAGGUGAAAUGGGUAAAGUUCAAUGUGGACAUGAAUGGCUACUAUAUAGUGCACUAUGCUGAAGAUGACUGGAAUACUCUCAUUAACCUGCUGAGGACAGAUCCCAUUGCUCUGAGUACCAAAGACCGAGCUCACCUGAUCAACAAUAUCUUCAGUCUUGUGGGUAUAGGAAAGGUGUCUCUGUUGAAGGCCUUUCAUCUGCUUGAUUACCUAGAGAAAGAGAACCACACUGCACCAAUCAGUCAAGCUCUGUUCCAACUGAGUCUCAUCUAUGACCUCGUAGAAAAAAGAGGAAUGCAGAAUCUUGCUGCAAGAGUAGUGGACAGAGUUAAAAAGCUACUUGGAAGCAAAAUUGAUCAACAGACUUGGACUGAUAAUGGGACCUUAUCUGAACGAGAGUUCCGGUCUACUGUGCUAGCCUUUGCCUGCUCCCAUCACUUGGGAAACUGUAGCACCACUGCCACCGAGCUGUUUAAGGAAUGGAAGGCUUCCAAUGGCACGAAGAGUCUGCCUACUGAUGUUAUGAAGACUGUAUUCACAGCAGGAGCAAAAACUGAUGAUGGCUGGGAGUUCCUUCUAAGCAUGUACACAUCUUCAGUUUCUGAAGCUGAGAAGCACAAAAUGCUUGAAGCUCUAGCCAGCACAGAUGAUGUUAGAAAACUGAUUUGGUUAAUGCAAACAAGCCUGGAGGGAGACCUCAUCAGGGCACAGGAACUUUCGCAUAUCAUAGCAACUGUCAGCCAAAGUCUGCCUGGGCACUUGUUGGGCUGGGACUUUGUCAAAGAGAACUGGGAAAAGCUUAUACGGAAGUUCCACUUGGGGUCAUUUGCUAUCCAGAAUAUAGUUACUGUGUCAACCUUUCAGUUUUCAACAGAGGCCCAUCUACUUGAGGUUAAAACUUUCUUUGAGUCCAAGUCAGAGAAGAUUUCUCAACUUCGCUGUGUCAAAGAGGCUAUUGAGACAAUUCAGCUGAAUAUUAAGUGGAUGGAGAGGAACUUAGCGGCACUGCAGCAAUGGCUGUAG